UGUUGACAGGUGCGCUCAACACAAAUAAAAACAUUUCGUAGAUAUGGAAAGAUAGAAAACAUGGCUUUUUCUAAAGUAUUAUAUUACCCAAAUAAAAGUGUCAAAAAUCUGUCAGUUAAAUUAAAACAAACUUCACGAAGCAUAUUUUUGAAAUUCCAAAAGUAUUAGAGAUUUUUUUCUUACGAAACCAAAAUAAUGAAUUUUGAACGAGCUUUGGCGCAUUCGGUGAUUCUUUUCCUUUGCUGGCUAACAGUUAUGAGCCAAAGCACAAUGGAAGAAGAUCAAAACAUUUCAGACAAGGUAAACCAAGAGAUGUUAAACAGCAGGCUAGCUAAAUAUGGCCCAGACAUGCGAUCAGUUUUGAGUGGUUUGAUUCGAUUUCAACACGCAAAACGACCUGAUGAAUCCUACAGAUUCCCCAUGUUGAGUAUCGCCAACAGAAGCAAAGGAUCCGCACCAACUGUUGAUGAUCCCUUGGCGGCCGCUUUGGCGACAGGAUUUCUCGGAUCGAGAGGAAAGAGGAAUGAUUACGAUGAAAUCCCAGUGUUUGCUAAUGGCUUCCCUGCUGGAAGAGGUUAAGCACAAAGAAAAGUCGAUUAAGAGAAACUGACUGUGAUGCCAUUUUAUUCAGACGUGAGGCCAGAUGUGCUUUAGUUUCAUGAAUAAAAUUUAUGAAAUUUGA
Molecule: messenger RNA, 682 nt
Organism: Parasteatoda tepidariorum (common house spider)
Lineage: Eukaryota; Metazoa; Arthropoda; Arachnida; Araneae; Theridiidae
Source: RefSeq, a predicted model, not a curated record